Sinocyclocheilus anshuiensis is the source of this 1205-nucleotide messenger RNA. RefSeq names its product ectonucleotide pyrophosphatase/phosphodiesterase family member 2-like. NCBI's taxonomy places the organism in Eukaryota, Metazoa, Chordata, Actinopteri, Cypriniformes, Cyprinidae. The transcript is spliced from 8 exons. The record is from RefSeq and is a predicted model, not a curated record. Gene Ontology annotation, molecular function: hydrolase activity; nucleic acid binding; metal ion binding. The coding region runs from base 1 to 969 and encodes 322 amino acids.
AUGUCAGAAGGACUAGCCAAGUUGCGUUCAAAAAGUAGGGGGCAGAGGGCAUUGAAAGUGACCCUAGUAAGAGGAUAUAACCUGGAGUCACUGUGGCUCUGUCUGUUACAGAACAAGGUGGAAGAGCUCAAUCAACGACUGAGACAAGUUAUUGAUGACAACAGAAAUCUUCCCUACGGUCGGCCAGCAGUGAUGUUCCGCACCAAGUACUACAUCCUUCAUCAUAGUGACUACAUUAGUGGCUACAGUGAAGCUUUGUCCAUGCCUCUCUGGACAUCUUAUACUGUAUCUAAACAGGUAGAUUUCACCCCUCUGACUGAGGCUCUGAGUAACUGUGUUCGGCUUGAUAUUAGAGUUCCUUCAGCCUACAGUCAGUCCUGCUCAAACUACCAUGCAGACAAACAGAUCUCCUACAGCUUCCUCUAUCCACCUCAGUUGUCCUCCUCUCAGGAAGUGAGAUAUGAUGCCGUUCUCAUUACCAACACUGUACCAAUGUACCCAGCAUUGAAACGUGUGUGGGGUUAUUUUCAGAAAUCACUUGUGAGACGUUAUGCUAUAGAGAGAAAUGGAGUGAAUGUGGUCGUUGGACCCAUCUUCGACUAUGACUACAAUGGUCUUAGAGAUUCAGCAGAGACAAUAAAACAGUAUGUCAGAGGCUCGGUGCAAAUCCCAAGUCAUUACUACAUUGUGGUUACUAGUUGUCUGGAUUACACACAGACUGUUGACUCCUGUGCUGGUCCUCUCAGUGUGUUCUCUUACAUCCUUCCACACCGAUCAGAUAAUGAAGAAAGCUGUAAUAGUUCAGAGGAUGAGACAAAGUGGGUCGAGGAACUGAUGAAGACACACACAGCACGUAUACGAGACGUGGAGUUACUUACAGGACUGGACUUUUAUCGCCGCACCAGCAGGUCCUAUGAGGAGAUUCUCUCUUUAAAAACUUACUUACACACAUAUGAGAGUGAGAUCUAAACCACUGCAUCCCAGCAUUAGCAUUCCCUACAUCUUAACUGUCUGGAUGCAGAAGUAAGGUGUAUAUUUUUAUACAAACUAUCAUAUUUAUUGUUCUUUUAUUGCUAAUCCUAAUGCUAUUUUUUUACAUUCUCCUCCUUUAUGACAGUGACAUAUAUGCAUGAGCAAUUUUUUUAAUGAAUUUUGUAAUAAUACUUAGUAAAAGUUUUGACCUGUGAUGUUUGAUAUGCUGAAUG